This is a messenger RNA of Thlaspi arvense, 3690 nucleotides long. NCBI's taxonomy places the organism in Eukaryota, Viridiplantae, Streptophyta, Magnoliopsida, Brassicales, Brassicaceae. The record is from the annotation of a GenBank genome assembly.
CGCUAACAGCCCAGUGACGACUGAUUUGUCCGUCCCUUCUCUCUCCUCGUGCUUCACCGCUCCGUUAGAUUUUUCUUUUUUAAUAUAUUUUCUUUCCCAAAUCUUACGGAUAUUUUUUUUUUUUUUUUUGAUUUUCUCCUCCACAAGCAUUAUCGCUAUUGCUCUGCCUUGUGAUCAUCAUCAUUGUUUUACUACUGAGUGAGGAGGCUACGUCGUUGUGUAAAGCCAGGAAAAAGGAAAAAGGUAGAGAGAAUGGAAGUGGAAGAAGGAGAAAGUGUUGGUGGGAAGAUAAAGAUUGGAGUCUGCGUCAUGGAAAAGAAGGUGAAAUGCGGCUCCGAGGUCUUCUCAGCUCCCAUGGGCCAAAUUUUGGACAGACUGGAGUCGUUUGGUGAAUUUGAGAUCUUACAUUUUGGGGAUAAAGUUAUCCUUGAAGAUCCAAUAGAAAGUUGGCCCAUUUGUGAUUGCUUGAUUGCUUUUCAUUCCUCUGGAUAUCCUCUCGAGAAGGCUCAGGCAUAUGCUGCUUUAAGAAAGCCAUUUUUAGUGAAUGAACUAGAUCCACAGUAUCUUCUUCAUGAUCGCCGGAAGGUGUACGAGCAUCUUGAGAUGUAUGGCAUCCCUGUUCCUAGGUAUGCUUGUGUCAAUAGAAAGGUACCAAAUCAAGACCUUGAUUAUUUUGUCGAGGAAGAAGAUUUUGUUGAGGUUAAUGGUGAACGCUUCUGGAAGCCAUUUGUGGAAAAGCCUGUCAAUGGAGAUGACCACAGUAUAAUGAUAUACUACCCUAGCUCGGCAGGUGGAGGCAUGAAGGAAUUGUUUCGCAAGAUCGGGAACCGAUCAAGUGAGUUUCAUCCUGACGUCAGAAGAGUAAGGAGAGAGGGUUCUUAUAUAUACGAGGAGUUUAUGGCCACUGGAGGAACUGAUGUCAAGGUCUACACAGUGGGUCCUGAAUACGCACAUGCUGAAGCAAGAAAGUCUCCUGUUGUUGAUGGUGUUGUUAUGAGGAACAUUGACGGGAAGGAAGUGAGAUAUCCAGUGUUGCUUACACCUGCUGAAAAGCAAAUGGCUAGAGAAGUUUGCAUUGCAUUUAGGCAAGCGGUCUGUGGCUUUGAUCUUCUACGAUCUGAGGGAUGUUCAUAUGUUUGUGAUGUAAAUGGAUGGAGUUUUGUGAAGAAUUCUUACAAGUACUACGAUGAUGCUGCUUGUGUGCUAAGAAAAAUGUGCUUGGAUGCAAAGGCUCCUCAUCUUUCAUCGACUCUUCCUCCCACUUUGCCAUGGAAGGUCAAUGAACCUGUACAACCUAAUGAAGGACUGACCCGCCAGGGCAGUGGCAUCAUCGGCACUUUUGGGCAGUCAGAAGAGCUACGUUGUGUUAUUGCUGUUAUUCGACAUGGCGAUCGAACUCCUAAACAGAAGGUGAAACUAAAAGUUACAGAGGAAAAACUGUUAAACCUGAUGUUGAAAUACAAUGGUGGAAAGCCAAGAGCUGAGACCAAACUAAAAAGUGCCGUCCAGCUGCAAGACCUAUUAGAUGCCACAAGAAUGUUAGUUCCCCGUACAAGACCAGGUCGUGAAAGUGAUAGUGAUGCAGAAGACCUUGAACAUGCUGAGAAGCUUCGACAAGUUAAAGCAGUUCUUGAAGAGAACAUGGAUAUGCAGGGUGGACAUUUCUCUGGUAUAUACAGGAAGGUUCAACUGAAGCCCUUGAAGUGGGUUAAAAUACCAAAAAACGACGGUGAAGGCGAAGAAGAAAGACCAGUAGAGGCCCUUAUGGUACUGAAAUAUGGGGGUGUUCUAACACACGCUGGUAGAAAGCAGGCAGAGGAACUUGGUAGAUACUUUCGAAACAAUAUGUAUCCAGGUGAAGGGACUGGUUUGCUUCGUCUCCAUAGUACAUACCGUCAUGACCUUAAAAUUUACAGCUCUGACGAGGGACGUGUUCAGAUGUCUGCAGCUGCUUUUGCUAAAGGCCUGCUCGACCUAGAAGGACAGCUGACGCCAAUCCUGGUUUCUUUGGUUAGCAAGGACUCCUCCAUGUUGGAUGGCCUUGACAAUGCCAGCAUUGAAAUGGAAGCGGCCAAGGCUAGAUUGAACGAGAUUGUAACAUCUGGCACAGAGAUAAUACAUGAGCACGGCUCCUCUGAAGAAUUCCCUUGGAUGACUGAUGGAGCUGGACUUCCGCCCAAUGCUCAUGAACUCCUCCGUGAAUUGGUGAAGUUAACUAAGAAUGUGACUGAACAAGUAAGACUACUUGCAAUGGAUGAGGACGAGAACCUCACGGAGCCAUAUGAUAUAAUUCCUCCAUAUGAUCAAGCAAAGGCCCUUGGCAAGACAAACAUUGACAGUGAUCGGAUUGCUUCUGGAUUACCAUGUGGUAGUGAAGGGUUCCUUUUGAUGUUUGCUCGGUGGAUAAAACUCGCAAGGGAUCUCUACAAUGAAAGAAAAGACCGAUUUGACAUCACGCAGAUUCCCGAUGUUUAUGAUUCAUGCAAGUACGACCUGCUGCAUAAUUCCCAUCUCGAUCUAAAAGGAUUAGAUGAACUCUUCAAAGUUGCGCAGUUGCUGGCAGAUGGUGUAAUCCCAAACGAGUAUGGAAUCAAUCCGCAACAAAAGCUUAAAAUCGGUUCAAAGAUUGCUCGGCGCUUAAUGGGGAAGAUCUUGAUAGACUUGAGGAAUACUCGAGAAGAAGCAAUGAGCGUUGCUGAAUUGAAAGAAAGCCAAGAACAAGUCACAUUGUCAUUAUCUGCCUCGGAAAAGGAAGAUAGAAAUAGUCAGCCAAAGCUUUUUAUCAAUAGCGAUGAUUUGAGACGACCUGGCACAGGUGAUAAAGACGAAGAUGAUGAUAAAGAAACCAAAUACCGAUUAGAUCCAAAGUAUGCAAAUGUGAAGACACCUGAACGUCAUGUGAGGACUCGACUUUACUUCACAUCCGAAUCGCAUAUACAUUCGCUGAUGAACGUACUACGAUACUGUAACCUCGACGAAACACUUCAAGGAGAAGAAAGUCUCAUCUGCCAAAACGCAUUGGAACGUCUUUGCAAAACAAAGGAACUCGAUUACAUGAGCUACAUUGUCCUGAGGCUCUUCGAAAACACCGAGGUAUCACUUGAGGACCCCAAGAGAUUCCGCAUUGAACUUACAUUUAGCCGUGGAGCUGAUUUGUCUCCCUUAGAGAAUAAUGGGACCAGAGAGGCAGAGUCAUUGCUAAGGGAACACACGCUUCCGAUAAUGGGACCAGAGAGGCUUCAAGAGGUUGGUUCUUGUUUAACACUCGAGACUAUGGAGAAAAUGGUUCGUCCUUUUGCUAUGCCGCCGGAAGAUUUCCCUCCGGCCUCUACUCCGGUUGGUUUCUCCGGUUACUUCUCCAAAAGCGCUGCCGUGCUCGAGCGUCUCGUUAACCUCUUCCAUAACUACAAAAACUCUUCUUCCAAUGGAAAGAGCUAAGGGAAUAACAACUUCUUUUCUUACUUUUUUUUCCUUAAUUGCUUUGUGCAGUUCAAGUCAAUAUUUCCUUCUUUUUUUUGUCUUUCUACAUGUUAAUUUCUUUGUUAAGUGUAGCUAUUUUGUUUCUUCUGCAUGAUUGAAAAAUGAGUUUGUUAUUUUUUAUAUAUACUAUAUAGUCAAAUUGUGAAAGGUACUCUUGCAGUUUUAUGAUAUUAUUACAUGGAACAUAAAUGAGUCACCCGUGACGUACUC